AUGGGUGGUCAGCGAAUUCAUUCUCUGCCGGUGGACGAGCUCAAGCGCCCAUCUGCGCUCCCCAAAACAGGAAAUUAUGCCAAACAGCCGACAACAGCAACGGGCGACGUGGCAGGACGUGUCCGCAGCCUUCCUCACGACUUCCACGUCCGUCCUGCGAGCCUACCGCAGUCCCCGACUCAUACAAGACCAGCCCUUCCUUUCUCCUCCUCAAGACACGUAUCCCGUCUUCCAAGCCACGCAUCCCAUCUCCCAAGCCGCGCAAUGAAGCGAACCGCUGACUCUGACAUCGAGCUCGCCCUCCCCUCUCCCGCCGCAUCCACCUCCUCCCCGACCCCCUCUGUAUCCGAGCUUCCUGGAAACACCAACCUCAGUACCACUACCGAACUUGGGGCGCCUCCACGUAAGCGCGCCCGCGGUGAAACAUCCGUAGAGGAACGGAAAGAGGCCCGAGCCCACCGCAACCGCAUAGCAGCCCAGAAUUCCCGAGACAGGCGCAAGGCCCAAUUCGCUUACCUCGAGCGCCGGGUCGCCGAGCUCGAGGAGGAGAACAGGCAGCUACGCGCAGGCAUGGGUCUCGUCGGCCUUCGUCGCCCGCAGGAGAACUCAGAUCGUACCCGGGAUCAGGAGAGGGAACGGGACGCAGCCAGGGACAGGGAGAACGCGGAGCUCAAGGAGCGUAUCAAGACUCUCGAGACCGGCUGGGACGCCGUCGUCAAGGCUCUCGCAGCCUCUGGCCUUCCGCUCAACGUACCAUCUAUCGCUCCCUCUGCGUCUGACCCUGCAGAGCCUCCGUCUCCCUCCUCACAGCCUCCCACAACCACCUUCUCCGUCUUCGUCCCCCCCUCACCCAUCUUCCCCAUCUCCCCGCCUCCUUCUCACGACUCCUCGCUCAGCUCGAGCCCCUUCCUCGACCUCCCCUUUGACGACGCCGAGCCCACUCGCCACCUAGCACGGGUGGCGAACACCGAUGCCCCUCCUUUAUCAUCGGUGCCCCAGCAGCGGGUGGGCCCGCCCCGUCGUCCGACGCCAACAUCCUCCAGCUCGAGCUUGACGCCCUUUCCCCCCUUCCAGGCGCCGAAGCACCACCUCCGGCAGAUUUGGACGAGGGCGCCAUGGCGGACCUCUUCCGCGAAAUCCUCGCGCCCUCGCCCGUGCUCGCGCAAGCGCCCCUGCCUGAUCCUGCGCCUGUCGCCACCGCCACACCACAGACGCAGGCCGCGCCGUCGCUGA
Molecule: messenger RNA, 1233 nt
Organism: Sparassis crispa
Lineage: Eukaryota; Fungi; Basidiomycota; Agaricomycetes; Polyporales; Sparassidaceae
Exons: 1
Coding region: 1-1233 (410 amino acids)
Cellular component (GO): nucleus
Molecular function (GO): RNA polymerase II transcription regulatory region sequence-specific DNA binding; DNA-binding transcription factor activity, RNA polymerase II-specific
Source: RefSeq, a predicted model, not a curated record